Pseudophryne corroboree (corroboree frog) is the source of this 3276-nucleotide messenger RNA. RefSeq names its product RAP1 GTPase activating protein (gene RAP1GAP). Gene Ontology annotation, biological process: activation of GTPase activity; regulation of small GTPase mediated signal transduction. The record is from RefSeq and is a predicted model, not a curated record. Gene Ontology annotation, molecular function: GTPase activator activity. Lineage: Eukaryota; Metazoa; Chordata; Amphibia; Anura; Myobatrachidae. Gene Ontology annotation, cellular component: membrane; cytoplasm.
UACUGCAAACACUUCCUGGGAAAGGAACACUUUAACUAUUACUCGGUGGAUGCUGCGCUGGGUCAUCUCGUCUUCUCCAUGAAGUAUGAUGUCAUCGGAGACCAGGAGCACCUCCGCCUACUGCUCCGGACAAAAUGCCAAACGUACCACGAUGUCAUCCCGAUAUCCUGUCUCACCGAGUUACCGAACAUUGUACAAAUGGCAAAACUGGUUUGUGAAGAUGUGAAUGUGGAUCGAUUUCAUCCCGUCCUCUACCCGAAGGCGUCACGUCUCAUCGUCACGUUUGAUGAACACGUCAUCAGCAAUAACUUCAAAUUUGGUGUAAUCUACCAGAAAACAGGACAGACUACAGAAGAGGAAUUGUUUAGCACCAUAGAGGAGAGUCCAGCCUUUAUGGAAUUCCUGGACCUGCUGGGUGAGAGGGUUCUCCUGCAGGACUUUAAGGGGUUCCGGGGAGGUCUAGAUGUAGCUCACGGACAGACGGGGACAGAAUCCAUCUACUGCAACUUCCGUGGCAAAGAAAUCAUGUUCCACAUCUCCACCAAGCUGCCGUACACAGAAGGUGAUGCUCAGCAGUUGCAGAGGAAACGGCACAUCGGUAACGACAUCGUAGCCAUAGUCUUCCAGGAUGAGAACACCCCCUUUGUCCCGGACAUGAUCGCCUCCAAUUUCCUGCACAGCUACAUCGUGGUACAGGUGGAGGAUCCCUGCACCGACAACACUGUGUACAAGGUCUCGGUCACAGCCCGGGAUGACGUGCCUUUCUUUGGUCCGCCACUUCCAGAACCCGCAGCUUUCCGCAAGGGUCCUGAGUUCCAUGAUUAUCUCCUGACCAAGCUGAUCAAUGCGGAAUACGCCUGUUAUAAAGCUGAAAAAUUUGCUAAACUGGAGGAGCGCACACGUGCAGCGUUACUAGAGACUCUGUAUGAGGAGCUUCAUAUUAACAGCCAGUCCAUGAUGGGCCUCUACGGCGAUGAUGACAAGAUGGAGAAUGGAGGCGGUGGGGGAGGGGGCUUCUUUGAAUCCUUUAAGCGAGUCAUCAGGAGCCGUAGUCAGUCCAUGGACGCAAUGGGACUCAGCAGUAAGAGGCAACACACCGUGUCCACGAGCCACAGCGGCAGCUUCGGGCACAACCCAGAUAUUCCCAAGCUGCCUGGGAUAUCAUUGCUUGUGCCAGGGAAAGGUACCGGUCGGCAUGGACGGCGCGGAAGUGCCAUAGGCAUAGGAACCAUAGAAGAGUCGCUGAUUGUCCCGGGGAAGAGUCCGACAAGGAAGAAGUCCGGUCCCUUCAGCUCGCGGCGCAGUAGCGCCAUUGGGAUAGAGAACAUUCAGGAGGUCCAGGAGAAGAGAGAAAGUCCCACCGGCCCUCAGAACCCGGACAGUGGCCAUGCCUCGCAGGAGCCCAAGUCGGAGAAUUCCUCCAAUCACAGUUCCCCGGAGAUGCCUACCACCAGAACAGGUACAGGCCGGCGCAGGCCACCUCUCCGCCACACCGCCCCGCUGGACGCCCACUCUGGUAACCUUGUCUCGUCUUUCAGGGUGGAAUCUGGUCCCAGACCAGAAGCUCAUAGAGACUUCUCCCGCUCAUCGUCCAGCGCCAGCAGCUUCGCCAGCGUCGUGGAAGAGAACGAGUUGCUGGACGAGGAAGACACAGGGAUGGAGAGCGUCUCCUCAUCAGGAACCCCCCAUAAGCGGGACUCAUUCAUAUAUAGCACCUGGCUGGAGGACAGCGCCAGCAGCGUCAGCACCGCCAGUGGGGGGAGUACAUCAGGUUUUCCGCGCUCCCCACAACCAGAUGUCCGGAAAUUAGGCGGAGAUCCCGCUUAUCCCGAGAUUAAAAUCCAACUGGAGGAAACAGAAGCCGGCGCUAAGAAUCAGUGCCGGCAGAGAAGGCAGAACCUGAGGGAUUUGCGCCAAACUCCAGUCUUUGAUUCAGCGGAAUGUGACUGAUUCAGCUGCGGUCCCGGCCUCCUGACUUAUCGCUUGUGAGCGACGCUGCGACCAGAGCCUCUGCCGCGCUCUCUCCGUAGACUAACGCAGACUCUGCAUUUCCUGUAACGCUGCUGAUAUACUCUGUGCUACCUUCCUACAACACGACCACGUCAGACUGCAGGGGUGGCACUUACUGACAAGACUAUGAAACCGCCACAGCCACAUUCUCUCGCCGUAGGUCGUACGCCUAAAUGUCCUGCAGACAAGAGGUACAGGAGAUGAUCCGGAGGCGGAGUUGGGAACGCUGCGAGGGGUUACGACGAUGUAAAUACGACCCAGACACCGUGUUCCGUUUUUGUUUUUCUAUCUCAGGAUGUAAAAAAAAAAUGCACAAGUUUUUGUUCUAAUGAGCAUCGUCCCCGGAAAGGGUUACUGUAUGUCACGCUACAGGCGUGUCCCGUGUCAUAGCACCAUGUGUGCUUCUAUGUACGUUACACACGUGAUCAUACCGCUACUUCUAGAACAUGUGUGUAGGGGGAGGUUACUUUGUAUCUGUAUUCCUAGACCUCCGAUAGUAUCGACCCUUGGCGAGUGAGGGGCAGGAUGACCCAACCCUCUACGACACUGCGUGCUCCGUCCCUUGCACUAGAUUGUAACGGAUACAUUGUACGUGGCGUUCUACGGUGUACAGCUGUCGCACUGGAGCGAUCGUCUCUUUGUGGCACCUGUGGGAAGUAAAUGGAAUGGUGCGGCGCAUAACCACUGCCCCCAUCAUCCCUAUUAUCUGCAGCGGCCACGCGUUCAGCACCAAGUGAGAAUCCUGCAUAUACCCAGCACGGUGUCAUGCGGUCUGUGCGCAGGCAUAUUGCACUGUGGGUAAGGACAUUGGUCCCACACCCGUCAUUUCCCCUGUGAUCUGUGUGUGCUAAGUGCACUUGUCGUGAGCAUGGAGUGAGCGGAGGGAGCCAGCACGCAUGCCUCAUGUCUCUUUAAUGGAUUUGUACAUUGAGCAAACAGCCCCCUCUUGUGGCGUCUUGUUGUAACGACAUCAUCCGCAGCCCAUGUGUUUUCCAAUACUGUGUAUUAUUAAUAUGUCCCCCCGUCCGUCUAAGUGUCCUCACUUCACCCGUUUCCUGUUUUGAAGGUUUGUACGUGAAGCAGAAGAGAAGGGGAUCCACUAUUUUUCCAUGGAAUAAGAUAAUGUCUCAGUGUCUGUGUUGUCUGUCAGUGUAAAGAAGAAAUAGAAUAUUGUAUUUAUCUGAAGGAAACAUUAAUAUAAUUUGUAAAAAGGAGAUUAAGAGAUUUAUGGUCUGAAAAUGAAUAAAAUGAUUAUGUACAGUUUCA